AUGCCAUCGUGUUCGGUGGCAUCGUGUUCAAAUUGGAAUGGAAACACGAAAAAUACUGGAAUAAAGUUUUUUACAUUUCCCAAGCAGCCUGAUAUCUGUAAAAAGUGGAUCGAAGCUUGUAAAAAUGAUAAGCUUAACCUUACAAAUGGUAGGGUAUGCUCUGUACAUUUCACUCAAGAUAGUUACGAGAAAAAGCCAGAACACUUAAUCGUCCCUGGUGAUACAAAUAUAUUUGUUUUAUCCAAAUCAGCUGUUCCAACAAUCAAAUUAGACUCCAUAUGUGCAACUAAAAGAAAAGUACAAUAUGAAGCCUCACUGAACACAGCAGCCUUUAAAAUAGCUAAAGUUGACUUGAACAAGAGUACAGAAUCAGGUUUACAAACGCAACUGACUACCUGCGAGGACAACGAAAUUUUACCGGAGCCUUUGAUAUCACAAGUAAUAUCUUGUCAAGAAAAAGUUGGCUCAGAAAAUAGUGAUACCUUUGAUAAUACACAAAAGAGUGGUAAUAAAGUUUACGUACACGAAAAUAGAAAUUUUGAGUUAGUAAUAAAGAAUCUGAAGGAUGACAAUAAAUAUUUAAAAGACGUAAAUAAUGCUUUAAGAAGAAAAAAUGUUGAAUUGGUACUGAAUAUAAAAUUACGGAAAAUACGUGAAGAAUUUCAAUUACACGAAAUUGACGUCGAAAAAAAGAUCCAUGAUAUUUUAAAACCUAUACUUACAGACGGCCAGAUCAAAAAGCUUUUGAGUUCGAAUAAGAGAUAAAAUGGAGCAACGAAGAUCUAGCUGCUGCUUAGAAGCAUUUCGCCAAAAGCCUACCGAUACUUUCGAAAUAACGGCACACCUUUUCCUGAUUUAUCUACUCUACGAAAAAGAGCCGCUGCAGUUGAUUUAAGUCCUGGAGUUAUUCAUGAAGUUUUAUCAAUCAUGAAAGAAAUUGGAAAAACCGAUAUUGAACUGUAUCAAAUAAAAGAGAAAAGAGUGGGUCCCCAUAAAACUGUUCAGUUUGGUAUGGCUCGUGGACUGUGA
This is a messenger RNA of Copidosoma floridanum, 1029 nucleotides long. RefSeq lists its product as uncharacterized. NCBI's taxonomy places the organism in Eukaryota, Metazoa, Arthropoda, Insecta, Hymenoptera, Encyrtidae. The record is from RefSeq and is a predicted model, not a curated record.